AUGUCGUCCAACAUCAAGGACAAAAUCGUCCAGCUCGGUUCUAAGCUAAAGCAUCUGCGCAUCCUAAAGCAGACUGACGAGCAUGACACAAUGUCGCAGAUAGAAACUACUUCCGUCGGUGAUUCCCACCCAGCAUCUCAUGCUGAGGACGAUCAAGCAAUCGCCACCUCUACCCUGACUCCCAUCUCACCUAUGGAAAGCACCAACCCGCACCCCUACCUGUCCAUCUCGACAGCUUUUCUCCAGGAUGCCAUCAAGGAAUAUCUCAAUCCAGAAAGCUGGUACGAACGCUCCAUUCUACGUCUCAAGUUCACCGACAAAGGCGAGGGGUACCCAUCCUUCUUUGCUCUCCUCAAGACCGUUCACGGGGAAUGGCGCUGGAUCCCGCAUGUGGCUACGGAUGCGUCAAUCUCCCCUCGUGAUGUUGAACUUGUCAGCAUGAAGGAUGAUAUGAUUCGAACUUGGAUCGAUCGCAAGGAACAUGUCUUUGAGCAUCCUCGCAAUGUUGGCCAGGUAUCUCCCAUCGGGACGGCGAUUAAGCUAGAUCUCAGCGUGCCUGAACAUUCUAGAUGGAGAAUCCUUGUCUGGCGUCUGCACGUAAAUAGCGGAAAACCAAGCUCAUGGAUGGAUCGCCGGGGACGUGUCGUUGCUGAUCCGAGGGCAGACCUUCAUCAGCGAGUAACCGAAACCAAGGACUAG
This is a messenger RNA of Fusarium venenatum, 699 nucleotides long. RefSeq lists its product as uncharacterized. NCBI's taxonomy places the organism in Eukaryota, Fungi, Ascomycota, Sordariomycetes, Hypocreales, Nectriaceae. The record is from RefSeq and is a predicted model, not a curated record.